CCAGAGAGCUGCCAGGAGCUGGAGACCUUUUCUGGCGAGGUACUGUCAGAGAGGAUGUUCUCGUCUUCGUCCAGAAACUCUCUGUUCUCGCCCUGGUCGUCCAUGGAGCAGUCGGACAGUGAAGGGCUGGACAUCAGCACCAAAGUGCAGCUGCACGGCGUCCUGUGGAAGAGGCCUUUCGGACGCCCGUCGGCCAAGUGGUCCCGCAGGUUCUUCAUCAUCAAAGACAGUUUCCUGCUCUACUACGCCGAGAGCGAGAAGAGAAGCUUCGACAGCAACAGGUACUUCAACAUCCACCCGAAGGGCGUGAUCCCUCUCGGAGGAUGUGUGGUGUCGGCUCAUGAAAACAUGGGGAUGCCGUUUGCCAUCGUCAUCAACCUGGAGGAUUUCACUGGAACCAUCGUCCUGGCGGCUGAGUCUGAGGAGGAGCAGCUCCAGUGGAUGGAGAUGCUCCAGGAGUCGGGGAAAGUCACGUGGAAGAACGCUCAGCUGGGCGAGGCCAUGAUCGAGAGUCUGGAGGCUCAGGGGCUGCAGCUGGCGAAGGAGAAGCAGGAGUAUCUGGAUAAACUGAUGGAAGAAACUGAGGAGCUCAGUCAUCAGCGGGCGCAGAGAGAAGAGCUGGAGCGUCUGAACCAGGUUCUGGAGGAGGAGAAGAUGAAGUUUGAGGAGGUGGUUCUGGAGCUGAAGUCCGAACAGGAACAAAUCAAACAAGAUCUGGACGGAACCACUCAGUCCCUGAAAGGUGUCGAGAGCGAGAAGGAGGAGCUGAGCAGUUUGACAGUGAUGCUGCAGAAAUCCAUCGAGGAGCUGUCUCAGGAGAAGCAGAGAACCCUUGAGCUCCUGGGGGUGAAAGAGCAGGAGCAGGAGGAGGAGGAGGAAGAAGAGAAGAGCUCCUGCAGGAAGUCGUCUGAGGAGGGAGACGAGCUCGGAGACGGAGAUCUGCUGAAGGACCUGCGACACAUCGAGGAGCAGAUGAAGAUCCUGCUGAAGGAGAAGGAGCAGGCCGACGAGAAGCUGAGGGAGAACGAUCAGCGAGCCAAAGACCUGCAGCAGGAGAGGGAGUUCUACUCGUCUCAGGCCCAGACGCUGCAGCAGUCGCUCUCUCAGCUCACUGUGGACAAACAGCAGACUGAGGCCGAGCUCAAGGCGGAGAUCCAGUCUCGGGUGGAGCUGGAGCACAGGCUGCAGCAGGCGGAGGAGGCUCUGCAGGAUCUGGAGAAAGGCCUGAACUCACUGGAGCGAACCAAAGAGCGAGACGAGAAGAUGAAGGGGGACGUGACUCAUCUGAGGAGGUUCUUUGAGGAGUGUAUCUGUGCAGCAGAGAUCGAGGCGAAGCUUCCAGCGAUCAUGAAAAACGCUGUGUACCUCCACAAAGCCGCCGCUCGCAGAAUCAAGAGCUGCCGCAUCCAGAGGAGAGCGUCCAGACGCCACUGGU
Molecule: messenger RNA, 1435 nt
Organism: Paralichthys olivaceus (Japanese flounder)
Lineage: Eukaryota; Metazoa; Chordata; Actinopteri; Pleuronectiformes; Paralichthyidae
Source: RefSeq, a predicted model, not a curated record